Messenger RNA from Benincasa hispida (wax gourd), 1160 nucleotides. Its product is annotated as borneol dehydrogenase, mitochondrial-like. Lineage: Eukaryota; Viridiplantae; Streptophyta; Magnoliopsida; Cucurbitales; Cucurbitaceae. The record is from RefSeq and is a predicted model, not a curated record.
AUUUUAUAAAUAGGGUUCGUGGAAAAGCAAUGAAAAUAUCGAAUAGUUUUUCAAAGAGAAAGGAAAAGACAACAAAAGAAGUUUAAUUGCAGCCAUGGCCGUUCCCUUGCUUCCCGCUGCUGCAAGAAGACUAGAAGGUAAAGUGGCACUAAUCACCGGAGGGGCUAGAGGAAUUGGGGAAUACACUGCAAGACUGUUCUUUAAACAUGGUGCUAAAGUUGUUAUUGCAGACAUUGAAGACGAUUUGGGUCAUUCUCUUUCCAACCAUAUUGGCUCUUCAUCUUUUUCCUUCGUCCAUUGUGAUGUGACAAAAGAGAAAGAUGUCGAAAAUGCAGUCGACUCAGCUCUCUCCGACUACGGCAAGCUAGACAUCAUGUUCAACAAUGCAGCAAUUCUUGGAGCUCCAAAGUUCAACAUUCUUGAAAACGAAUCAUCAGACUUUCAAAAGGUACUCAAUGUCAACCUACUUGGAGCAUUUUUGGGCACCAAACAUGCGGCGCGAGUGAUGAUCCCAGCAGGUCGAGGUAGCAUAAUCACGACUGGCAGUGUUAUUUCGAGCAUUGGUGGGAUUGGCCCGCAUGCAUGUACAAGCUCAAAGCAUGGCGUGGUGGGGUUGAUGAAAAAUGCAGCUGUGGACUUAGGGCGGUAUGGGAUUAGGGUUAAUUGUGUAUCACCCUACGGUGUGCACACGAAAAUGACUCGAGAAUUGUUCAAGGUCAAAGAUGGAGACGAGAUUCCAAGUCUGUAUUGGAAUCUAAAAUGUGGUGAGGAUGUUGUGAAGGAAGAAGAUGUGGCUGAAGCUGCUCUGUAUUUAGCAAGCGAUGCAUCUAAGUAUGUGAGUGGCCACAACUUAGUUGUUGAUGGAGGCUUCACUGUUGUCAAUCAGGGUCUUUGCUCCUAUAAAUAAUCUAGUAAUUCUCUAGGUUUUCCACCAACAAUAAUAGCAAGAAUAAGGUGCAAUGAAGAACUUGCUCGCGUUGUGUAGGUUUUUCGUUUGUUGAAUAAUCCUUUUAUGAAUUAUGAUCGUGACUUGGAAGUGACUAAUAAACCAUAAUACGAAGUGUUGUAACAUGCAGUUUUAAUAAGGUUUUAACUUGUAAAGGAGGAAGCAAGUUAAAGAUGUCUUUUCUUUUAUAAAAUUUAAUAGAAAACGUAUUUGA